CGACUAAACAAAAAGACAGCGAUAAUAAAAUCCUCCAGGACUGUGCGUCAAAAGGCUUUACGAGCACAAUAACCGAGCACACUGCCAGGAUCCCCUCUGUAGCGAACUGACUGGGAGUGUUUGGGGUGCUAGACUGUGCACAGGCGUGGCAGUGGGCUGGUCCUGGCUCACUGAGCGAUGAAAAAAAAAACAACACAGCAGGGUCGGUUGACUUGGUAUCAGCUGAGGCCCUGAAACACUGUGACAAAGGAGCCAGUGCACACAGAUUUGUUGCAAUUAACUCCUUCACUCUGAGGACGUCUUCAGGCUGUGGGUGUGCCGCACCCACUCAGCAGACACGCUCCCGAGGAUGCGCUGAGACCCACCCCUGGUUGUAAGACGCCCACUGCAAAAUAGUAAAAGAUGAGCAAGUCUCCCACCCCAAAGGGCACCCCGGUGCAGCGCAGUCCCAGUGAUGGAGUCUCCGAGGGCCUCCAGUCUCCCCAGCACUCCACCCCCAGCAUCGGGCCACAGCAUAAGAAACGCAUCUCCAGCCUCCUUCAGAGUCCAUCAUUUAGAGAGGAGCUGGAUGUGCUGAUCCAGGAACAGAUGAAGAAGGGUGGCAGCUCAUCCAAUCUAUGGGCACUGAGGCAGCUGGCUGAUUUCAUGGCCUCACAUGGCUCUCCGGCUUCCCUGCCCGUCUCCCCCUCAAACAUGAUGAUGGUGACACCCAUCAAUGACCUGCAUGGCUGGGAGCCUGGCAGCAUGGUGAAGGGGGAGAGGUUGAUGCGCUGCAAGCUGGCCAGCACACAUCGCCUGUUCGACCUCUUUGGAUGGGCCCAGAUCGGCCGCACCUGUCUCACACUGCGUGUGAGUAAAGAACAGGAACACUUCCUUGUGCUUCCAGAUGGACUGGCCUAUAGUGAGGUGACUGGAUCCAGUUUGGUAAAGGUGAAUAUCCUGGGCGAAGUGGUGGAGAAGGGGAGCACCAACCUGGGAGUGGACACUGAAAAGUUCAGCCUGCACUCUGCCAUCUACUCGGCCAGGCCAGAUGUUCGCUGUCUGUUUCAUCUCCACACACCGGCUACAGCAGCAGUUUCAGCUAUGAAGUCUGGCCUCUUGCCACUGUCCCAUGAGGCACUGCUGGUUGGGGACGUAGCCUACUAUGACUACAAUGGAGUUAUGGAGGAGGAGGAGGACCGAGUGGAGUUACAGAAGAGCUUAGGACCUACCUGUAAGGUUCUGGUGCUGAGGAAUCAUGGCAUAGUGGCUCUGGGGGAGUCUGUGGAGGAGGCCUUCUACACCAUCUACCACAUCCAGGCUGCCUGCCAGAUCCAGGUGUCGGCGUUGUGUUGUGCUGGAGGAGAACAGAACCUGAUUAUGCUGGACCGCACCAUCCACAAACCCACUCCAGCCGGCACGGUCGGCUGGGCUGGCUCCACCUUCGGCCCUCUGCAUAAGAGCCGCGUUGGGGAGCAUGAGUUUGAAGCCCUCAUGAGAACUCUGGAUAACCUGGGCUACCGCACUGGCUAUGCGUACCGCUUCCCUGUACUUCUAGAGCGAACGCGAACACGGAGGGAGGUGGAGGUACCGGCGACCGUCACGGCCUUCCACCAGUUUGAUGACGAUGGCGUCCACCCAGCACUGAGGCAGCAUCCUUUUGCCCAGCGCCAGCAGCAGGAGAGGACCCGAUGGCUCAACACCCCCAACACGUACCAGAAAGUCAGCCAGGAGCAAGCCAGCCCGGGACACCAGCGCACCACUUGGUUGAAGACAGAAGAGAUGACACAAGCUGGCAGCACAGCCAUCAAGAUAGAGAACCCAAACCAGUUUGUGCCUCUGUUCACCAAUCCCCAAGAGGUGAUCGAGACCCGAAAUAAGAUUCGACAGCAGAAUCGUCAGGACAUGAAAACAGCCGGACCGCAGUCGCAAGUCCUCGCCAGUGUUAUAACAGAAGAUAAUCCUCCGUCCCCUGUCAGUCCACCUAAAGUCCCACCAGAGCCAGAACCUCCAAACCCCUUUAAUGAGCUGACGGACCAGGAGCUGGAGGAGUACCGCAAGGAGGUGCAGAGGAAGCAGGAUGGAGGAACCAAUGAGGAGACAAAGACCGACUCUCCGGCCAUUCAGAACGGAGGCGAGGAGGAGAAGCAGACGACAGAGGAAUUAGAGAAAGGGAUGAAGGCCCUUUCAACCAACGACACCUCCACGCCCGCCGCCCCGCCCGCCAAACCGCAGGGCGGCACCCCGGAGGGCUCACCCUCCAAGUCUCCGUCCAAGAAGAAAAAGAAGUUCAAGCCUCCGUCGUUCCUCAAAAAGAGCAAGAAGCAGAAAGAGAAGGCAGAGACCUGAGACGUUCGGAGUCGUGUGGCAGAACCUCGGUGAAAUACUACAGUGAAAUAUUUCCUAGUGUAUGACGGAGUAGCACGUGGAGUCGACCACAUCAGAUGUAUUUAAAGAGCCAUUUAGGAUGUCAUUCACAGAUAUGGUGUACUCAAAAGACACAUACUUUACUGUACCACUCACAUAUGAUAUAUGUGGUGACUCAUCUUAAGGAAGUUAAAAAACAAAACACUGGUGAUUAUUUUCACAUAAUAUUUGACCCAGGUGGGAUACUUUGACGCACUUCUCGUCACACGCAGUUUCUGUAUUACCCACGUCUUAUUUUUUAGCCUCGCCGCGCUAUUGCUCCAUCGUUCCACUCCACUGUACAGGCAUUCACAUUUUCAUUUCUAAAACUGAGGUUACUACUGUGAUCAGACUUUUUUUUUUUUUAAAUAAAUCCACAAUUUUGCAAGACACAAACGCCCCAAUGAGUUAUGCACUCCUCAUCCAUGUAUAGGCACAAUGACACAUAGAUUGACAUCCUAGCACGUUUGCGUUUGUUCAUUAUCAUAGGCAUCUUCUAGUCACCAUUUGGUUCUAAGUAUCAGAUAGAUGUUGCAGGUAUAGUAUGUGAGCACAGGUGCAGUACAAUGUAGAAAUAUGCUGAUAGCUACUGAUCGCGCUCUGCUGAACGCUGGUUUGGUGUUAAAACAGCAGGGACAAGAAUGGGAAGACGAAGCUGGGCGAGCACGCGAGGUCUCGCGACGAGCUGCUGCGAACGCUUUGAUCGAAGCCAAAGGGAUGACGCAUAAACAAUUUGUUGCUUGUCGGUGCAGUCUGUAAGCCAGUAAACAGAAGGUACUAAACAUUCCACUUUUUGUCGUUUUCUUUUUAAAUGUGCAGAAUACCUCUCAACAGUAACGACUUUCUGUUUGAACUAGUAGCUGACGCUGACGUGUGAUGUUUGCUCAUGGUCUUAAUUUAUUUUAUAUUAGAAUGUAUAAGUGAGUGUUGCAAGGUUACCAUGUAUCAGUCAUUAAAGGUUGAGUUUGAUUUAAAAUCACA
Neolamprologus brichardi is the source of this 3366-nucleotide messenger RNA. It is a transcript of the gene add2, whose product is annotated as adducin 2 (beta). The record is from RefSeq and is a predicted model, not a curated record. Gene Ontology annotation, cellular component: cytoskeleton; plasma membrane; postsynaptic density. Gene Ontology annotation, molecular function: actin filament binding. Lineage: Eukaryota; Metazoa; Chordata; Actinopteri; Cichliformes; Cichlidae. Gene Ontology annotation, biological process: barbed-end actin filament capping.